This is a messenger RNA of Engraulis encrasicolus (European anchovy), 1434 nucleotides long. It is a transcript of the gene sigirr, whose product is annotated as single immunoglobulin and toll-interleukin 1 receptor (TIR) domain. Gene Ontology annotation, biological process: signal transduction. The record is from RefSeq and is a predicted model, not a curated record. The coding region runs from base 138 to 1424 and encodes 428 amino acids. Lineage: Eukaryota; Metazoa; Chordata; Actinopteri; Clupeiformes; Engraulidae. The transcript has 9 exons.
ACGAAGUAGGCUGGCGAAGUUCUUCCAAGCUCAUAGUUAAAAUGAGCGCUUCAAGCAGUUCUGCCUCUCAAUAACUAAGGCGAAAUUAUUUAUUUUCUCCAAAGUCGUUUAAGUGAAUACAGAUUUAAACGGCCAAAAUGAUGACUUUUGGGAUCGUAGCAUAUGGCAUGUGGACGUGCGUAAUAUGGAACGGAGUGUCGGUCACAGCAGAGGCUGCAUGCUCGGAACCACCCACGUUUCUCCCCAGUGCGAGCUCUGACAUUUGGGGCACUCAGGACUCUGUGGUGGCCCUGAACUGCACCGCCCUGCUGGCAGCGGGCCCCAACUGCAACGCCACCCUGCAGUGGCUGAAGGGAGGGGCACCACUCAACACCACCUGCUACCCAGAGAACACCACGCAAAGUAAGUAUGGGAACAGGACUCAGGUGAGCAGCGUGCUGCAGGUCAGGCUGGCAGGCCAGGAGGACUUUGGCCUCUACAGCUGCCUCGUCAACAACGCCUCCCUCACAUUCAGCCUCCACAGGACAAACCUGCCCAGUCACACGGCCACCGUGGUGGCAGCCGUCACCUUGCUGCUGCUGUUGGGGCUGGCUGCCCUCAUCUACUCCCGAUGCCACCUCAACAUCAAGCUCUGGUACAAGAACAACUACGGAGACUACGAGCUCAAUGAUGGUAAAAUGUACGACGCCUACAUCUCGUAUGUGAACGUGGAGAACGACAGGAAGUUUGUCAACUUCAUCCUGAAGCCUCACCUGGAGAACAAGUAUGGCCACAAGCUGCUGCUCAACCAUACAGACAUCCUGCCGGGGGCAGAGCCCUCUGCAGAGCUGGUGAUGAGUGUGAGUCGGAGCCGGCGUCUCAUUGUGGUCCUGUCUCAGUCCUACUUGGAGCUCGACUGGUGCACCAACAACUUCAGGCAGGGUCUGUGGCACCUGCUGGAGCUGUCCCAGAGGCCGGUCUUCAUCCUGUUCCAGGCCCAGCAGAGGCAGCUGCACCUGGACGUGGCGCAGCAGCUCCGGGAGCACCAGCACCGCAUAGACACCCUGGUCUGGGGACCCAGCUCUAUGACCCCCUCCUCCUCCUUCUGGAAGGAGCUGGCGCUGGUGAUGCCCCGUAAGGUGACGUACGGCAGCCGCUCCUCAGGGGACCCCCAGACCCUCCACCAGGACGACAAGGACCCCAUGCUCACCCUCAACCCCGACUACCUGGACUGCCGACCGGACCCGGACCCUGCCGGAGACCUGGGCCUCAGGUUCCCCGUGUAUAAGACUCAGCAGCGGGUGUCUAAGGCUCCAGUGCUGCCUGUGGCCCCUGAAGCCUCCUCUGACAUGCGGCCCUCAGACAUAGACGUGUCCGAUCUCGGGUCUCGAAACUACGCUGCACGCACUGACUUCUAUUGCCUCGUCACAGAGGACGAUAUCUGAGCGAAGUGCC